This is a messenger RNA of Balaenoptera musculus (blue whale), 393 nucleotides long. RefSeq names its product substance-P receptor. NCBI's taxonomy places the organism in Eukaryota, Metazoa, Chordata, Mammalia, Artiodactyla, Balaenopteridae. Gene Ontology annotation, biological process: G protein-coupled receptor signaling pathway; positive regulation of flagellated sperm motility. The record is from RefSeq and is a predicted model, not a curated record. Bases 1 to 393 code for a protein of 130 amino acids. Gene Ontology annotation, cellular component: plasma membrane; sperm midpiece. Gene Ontology annotation, molecular function: substance P receptor activity. The transcript has a single exon.
AUGGAUAACGUCCUCCCUGUGGACUCAGACCUCUUCCCAAAUAUCUCCACCAACACCUCGGAGCCCAACCAGUUUGUGCAGCCGGCCUGGCAAAUUGUCCUUUGGGCAGCUGCCUACACAGUCAUUGUGGUGACCUCCGUGGUGGGCAACGUGGUGGUGAUGUGGAUCAUCUUGGCUCACAAGAGAAUGAGGACAGUUACUAACUAUUUCCUGGUGAACCUGGCCUUUGCAGAGGCCUCCAUGGCUGCAUUCAAUACGGUGGUGAACUUCACUUAUGCUGUCCACAACGAGUGGUACUACGGUCUGUUCUACUGCAAAUUCCACAACUUCUUCCCCAUUGCUGCUGUCUUUGCCAGUAUCUACUCCAUGACAGCUGUGGCCUUCGAUAGGUGA